CAUGUUACUGGGUAACUUAAUGGUAUUUUUUUAAAUAUUGGAUAGAUAGAGGUGCAUAAAUAAUAUUUGAUUGAGUGUGGAUAAAUAAUAACUGUAGUUCAUUACCUAAGCUUAUUUGUAUUUUCAUGAUAAACAUUAGUGUUGUUGUUAUCUAGAGUGUUUUACUCAACUGCUAGUAGCUGUAAGUGUUCCAGUGUGGUGUUGCUGAGGAGCUGCAGAGCUGCAUGUGGAGUUUGUUUGAGCUCCGCCUCUAAACCUUUAACCCCCACAGAAACUAUCUGAACUAUUUCAACACACACACACACACACACAGAGCGAGCGAGGGGAGGGGGGAGACUGUGAAUGUGUGUUGUGUGUGUGUGUGUGAUCUGAUUUCAGUGGAUCAUGGAGCUGCGCGGUGACCGCGGCGUGUCGGAGUCUCCUGGCCGCACAGACGCGCUUCUCGCUCGGUUACUUCUGCUCCGGAACGCCGCUGAACGGAACUAACGCUGGAGGAUCGGACCGGUACCGAUGGCUGAUCCUCUGCGGAGGACAAUUCUAGCCAAACUCAGGGGCAAGAAACCCAAAGGGAAAGACGCGAGCCGGGAGAGAGAAGGUAAAGCAAAAGUUUCUCAAACGCAGACAGAGAGGGGUUAUAUUUCAGAUGAGAUGCGGGGUGAACCGAGCUGUGUGACCGGGAUCCGGGCGCCGGGUCUCGGCUAUAGCGCGGUUGCGGCGGCGGUGCGAGUACACCGGAGCGGGGGCUCAGAGUCCGGGGGUCCCGCUGGCGAGGCGGUGGAUCGGAGCGAACAAACCGAGCCGAAGCGCUUCCACACUGUCGGAGACUCGAUCGGCUUCGGAAACUGCGAUUUAAACCCCAAAACAGAGGCUUUAAAGCGAGCAGAUGGUCAAGAUAUCGAGGAUAAAGACGCGAAUGUUACAGCUCUCGAGCAAAAGGCCGGGAAAAACAUCACCGAGCGGAGCCCAAAACUCAACUCCGUGUUUGAUUAUAUUGACGGAAGCGAUUUAAUUCGAGUUCUAGAGGAGUAUCGCGGAGCUUUCAGCAUGCCAGCGUUACAAAGUCCAACUUUUUUCCCCACUGAUCUGGAACUAACAGCGGCCCCCGGGCGGAGGGAAGGGGCCCCUCGGCACCACUCGGUGGACAGCGAGGACGACGAUUAUUAUGAUAACCAGAUUCUGCCCUUUUAUGAGUCCUGCACGCAAAACAACUGCGAUGACAGACAGACAAACACUACUGAACUAACAGAGUCCACGCAGGAGACAGACCGGCUGAAGUCGCAGCUCAAAGAGGCCUAUUAUCUGCUGAUAAACACCAUGCACAACAUCAGCCUGGAUGGUCAAGUGGAAGAUAACGGAUUUGUGGAUCAGGCGAGCAGCUCGAGUCGCUCUCACGAUAGCGUUAGCACACAAUCCACCGAUAAAAGUGAUGUGUGUCUGUCUGAAGAGCGCAGCGGUCAGCAGCCGUUCGGCUCGGACUCCGCGUUCUUUACGUUGGUUGCUCAGUCGUGUAGCGUGGGGUCUUCGCAGAGUAGAAGUUUGCAGAAUAUUCUCAAAGCGAACACCAAACCGACGCUGCAGCGCUCAGUCAGCGAUAGCAGAGUCAAAUAUUCCUCGACUGCAAACACUUACGAGGAAGCUUCGCUUUCCAGUGUGCGAAUGGUUCGCAAUGAUAGCGCAAACUCUAGCGAAGAUCGUAAGCACCAGUCGGUCAGCGAUGCGAUGGUGCCGAAACAGCCCGGCGUCACUGUCAACAAGAUGCAGGAGUGGAUGCAGAAGGGCCGCGUCCUGUCCUCAGAGAUGAAGCAGAGGAUCAUGGGAUCCUCAGCGAGAGCCAAUCACAGCGGCCGGAUGCGGAUCGGAGCAGUGCACAUGGAGUGUGUGUCCGGUGUGUGUCAGCGAGAGCCCGGUGUUCGUCAGGCUCCGUUUAACCACAUCACCGUCUCCAAAAAGCGCAACUGGCUCCAGCAGAGCUGCGGGCGGGCGUUCCUGCAGCCGGAGGAGAUGACAGCGCCCCCUGCGGGCCUGGAGGAGCACACACACCCCCUCAGAACCGACCCGGCGGAAGAGAACGAUGCGGACGAUGAAGGAGAGAUCUGGUACAACCCCAUUCCAGAGGACGAGGAGAGCGACUGCGGUCAGAUGAGGAGCAGCAGCAGACGAGCCAGUGCAGCCGACGGCCGGAAGGAGAGUCUGAGCGCAGACGGAGCUGUGUCACUGAGCAGAACACAGGAGGAGAACCACAGAGCCACAGGUGUGUGUGUGUGUUUAUUUUCAGCUGUGAUUGAUAAACUGGUGAAGGCAGAGCUGUUGUGAGUUCUGAAGCUCCUGACCUGUUACAUGAUACAGGUCAAAUCCUACAGUCAUUCAUUCAGUAAACACUGCAGUGUGCUUCAACCAUGCUAUUGUGAAAUGCCUUA
Molecule: messenger RNA, 2417 nt
Organism: Danio rerio (zebrafish)
Lineage: Eukaryota; Metazoa; Chordata; Actinopteri; Cypriniformes; Danionidae
Source: RefSeq, a predicted model, not a curated record